UUGGACGCAUUAUAUGGAGUACAUUUUUGUGGCCAUUAUGAUGGAGAAAAGUGAAACGUAUUAUGUUUUCCACUAUGCACUUCCCGUUUCCAGAUAAGUUGAUGAGCUUGUAGGAAUGGCGUGCAUAUAUAGUUAGACGUUACUGCACAUACUAUGCAAAUUAGCUGUGACUGCAGUGGAUCAUUUAUGCUACUCACCCCAACUGGUUACAAGAAGAAAGAAGGAAUACAUUAGUAAAGUACAGACACACAGUAACAGUUAGACAUGUUUUCAUUCUUGACCAUUUUCCCCCUCCUCUUCAGGUAUAAAGACCAAACAUAAGCUGAAGUUUUGAAAGAGAACGACACCAUGGGGAACCAGCUGGCUGGUAUUGCACCUUCACAAAUACUUUCUGUUGAUAGUUAUUUCUCUGAUAUUCAUGAUUUUGAAUAUGACAAAAGUCUCGGGAGCACCCGUUUUUUUAAAGUUGCUCGAGCAAAACACAGAGAUGGCUUUGUAGUUGUCAAGGUAUUUGCAAUUCAAGACCCAUCUUUACCUUUAACAACCUACAAGCAGGAUCUAGAAGAACUGAAGACGAAAUUAAAAUCUGCACAGAAUUGCUUGCCUGUCCAGAAAACCUCUUUGACUGAUAAGGCUGCUAUGUUAUUCCGACAGUAUGUCAGAGACAAUUUAUAUGACCGAAUUAGCACCAGACCAUUUCUUAAUAAUGUAGAAAAGAAGUGGAUAGCUUUCCAGAUACUAAAUGCUGUGAACCAGGCUCAUAGAGUUGGUGUUAGACAUGGAGAUAUCAAAACAGAAAAUGUUAUGGUGACCAGCUGGAACUGGGUUCUUUUAACUGACUUUGCUAGUUUUAAACCAACAUUCCUCCCUGAGGACAAUCCUGCAGAUUUUAAUUAUUUUUUCGAUACCUCUCGAAGAAGGACUUGUUAUAUUGCUCCUGAGCGCUUUGUAGAUGGGACAAUGUUUACUACAGAUUUAGAGUGUUCUAAAGAUCCAACAGUGCCUUUGGUAGAUAUGACAAAUAAUAAUCAGCGUGCCCGAGGAGAGCUAAAACCUGCCAUGGACAUUUUUUCUGCAGGUUGUGUAAUUGCAGAACUUUUCACUGAAGGAGUUCCAUUGUUUGAUCUGUCACAACUGCUAGCUUACAGAAAAGGGCAUUUUUCUCCAGAGCAGGCGCUAAAUAAAAUUGAGGAUAAUAGCAUCAGAGAACUGGUCACUCGUAUGAUCCAGCGAGACCCAGAUAAACGUUUAACUGCAGAGGAACACCUCAUACAACAAAGAGGGGUUGCAUUCCCUGAAAUAUUUUAUACAUUCCUCCAACCUUAUAUGGCCCAGUUUGCUGAUGAGACAUCACUGUCUGCAGAUGAACGCAUAUUGGUAAUUCGUAAAGAUCUGGAACAUAUACUGUGCAAUCUUUAUGGUAAUGACCAAACAGAAAAGUCUGAAGGUGACUCAAAGGAGCACGGAUUAGUGAUUUUGGUUUCAGUCAUAACCUCCUGUUUGCAAACCCUUCAGUACUGUGACUCUAAACUGGCUGCUUUGGAGCUCAUUCUAUACCUAGCUCCAAGGUUAAGGGUUGACAUCUUGCUGGAUCGUAUUACACCAUACCUUUUGCAUUUCUGCAAUGAUCUCAUCCCUCGAGUUAGGGCUGAAGCUGUGAGGACCUUAACUAAAAUCCUUUCCCUUGUCAAAGAGGUGCCACGCAAUGACAUCAAUAUCUACCCUGAAUAUAUUUUGCCUGGCAUUGCACACCUAGCCCAAGAUGAAGCCACUAUUGUAAGACUGGCGUAUGCAGAGAAUAUAGCACUUCUGGCAGAAACUGCUCUUAGAUUCUUGGAACUGGUACACUUAAAUAGUCUUAACCUGGAAAAUGAACAGAAUGGUGAAGAAAUUGAUGAACCUUCCUAUCCGAAUGAAAAUUAUGAUACAGAACUGCAAGCCCUCCAUGAAAUGGUACAACAGAAAGUAGUGACACUUCUGAGUGACUUGGAGAAUAUUGUUAAACAAACCUUGAUGGAAAAUGGCAUCACUCGCUUGUGCGUAUUCUUUGGUCGGCAGAAAGCCAAUGAUGUUCUUUUGUCUCACAUGAUUACAUUUUUGAAUGACAAAAAUGAUUGGCAUCUUCGAGGAGCUUUCUUUGACAGUAUUGUUGGGGUUGCAGCUUAUGUUGGCUGGCAGAGUUCGUCUAUUCUGAAACCUCUCUUGCAGCAGGGACUGAGUGAUGUUGAAGAAUUUGUCAUCUGUAAAGCUCUCAAUGCCCUGACCUGUAUGUGUCAACUAGGGUUACUGCAGAAACCACAUAUUUAUGAGUUUGCCAAUGAUAUCGCGCCUUUUAUGUGUCACCCAAACUUGUGGAUACGUUAUGGAGCUGUUGGAUUCAUUACAGUAGUGGCCCAGCAUCUGAAUAUUGCUGAUGUUUACUGCAAGUUAAUGCCUUACCUCAGUCCAUUUCUGACUCAGCCGAUAAUACAGAUUGAAAAGGAGCUAGUUCUGCUGAGUGUUCUGAAAGAACCAGUCAGCAGGUCCAUAUUUGACUAUGUUCUGCGGUCAAAGGACAUUGUGAGUCUUUUUAAGCACCUUGUUAUGCGACAGAAGAAACGCACCGGUGUGAUUACUGAAUGCCCUCCUCCAGAAGAUCCAGCAGUUGCUCAGUUACUAAAAAAGCUCUUAUCACAGGGGAUGGUAGAAGACGAAGAAGACAAACUCCUUGCUUUGAAGGACUACAUGCUGAAAUCGCACAAAGCAAAGGCCAAUGUUGUGGAUCAGAAUCAUCUCAGUGAUGGUGCUCAGAAAGGGGUGAUUGACCUAGCUUCUCUUGGGAUACAGGGACGGCAGUUUGAUAUGGUCAGAGCUAAACAAGAGCCUGAAGACAGACGAGCUAGACGACAUGUAAAACAAGAUUCAAACAUGAAUGAAGAAUGGAAAAGCAUGUUUGGGUCUCUGGAGUCAUCUGCCAUCUCGCAGACAGUUCCUAAAGGCCUUAUUCCAGGAAAUGAGCAAGAAGUUCUGCAGGCUGGACAAUCUGUACAUUCAGAGUCUUUGCCAAGCAUCACAGCCCCAGCAUCUUCAACAGUACAGCCGCUUGAAGUGGGAGGAGGCCAAAUCAGGAAGCCAUCUUUGCAACCUGUAAGUGGUGCAAUCCAGCCCUUAACUUACCAUAGAAGAAUUACAACCUCUAAGACUGAGCUCCAGCAGCUGUUGAAGCAGAAACAGGAACAAUAUAGUGCAGAGAGAGUAGCUAAAGCAGCCAUGGAAAAUGCAGAAUGGGAGGCUAAAUCUCCUCCUCCUGGUUGGCGUCCUAAGGGCCUUUUGGUUGCCCAUCUGCAUGAACAUAAAUCAGCAGUGAACCGCAUUUGUGUUUCAGAUGAGCAUUCUAUUUUUGCAACCUGCUCAAAUGACGGGACAGUGAAAGUGUGGGAUAGCCAGAAAAUGGAAGGAAGAACCACCACCACCAGAUCCAUUCUGACUUACUCUCGGAUGGGAGGGCGUAUCAAGACGCUGACAUUUUGCCAUGGUUCCCACUAUCUUGCUGCUGCUUCAGAUACUGGCACUAUUCAGCUUCUGAGUAUUGAAACAAGUAAACCUCCCAAGUCUCCAAAGAUACAGCCACUGCAAAGCAGGGUCUUGGAUCAGAAAGAAGAUGGCUGUGUCGUGGAUAUGCAUCACUUCAGUUCUGCAAAUCAGCCUGUCCUGUCUUAUGCAACUGUAAGUGGCUCUCUAGUUGGAUGGGAUCUGAGAUCUGCCACUAAUGCUUGGACACUGAAGCAUGAUUUGAGAUUAGGCCUUAUUACUUCAUUUGCAGUGGAUGUACAUCAGUGCUGGCUGUGUAUUGGUACUAGCAAUGGGACAAUGGCAUGCUGGGACAUGAGGUUUCAGUUACCAAUCUCCAGUCAUUCACAUCCUGCCAGAGCUCGUAUUCGGCAGCUAUUGAUGCACCCUCUAUAUCACUCCUGGGUCAUUGCAGCUUGCCAAGGCAACAAUGAGGUGUCCAUGUGGGACAUGGAAACUGGCGACAGACGAUUUACUCUGUGGGCCAGCACUGCCCCACCACUGUCUGAAAUACAGCCAUCACCUCACAGUGUUCACGGAAUAUAUUGCAGCCCUGCUGAUGGUAACCCCAUAUUACUAACUGCAGGUUCUGAUAUGAGAGUAAGAUUCUGGGAUUUGGCAUCCCCUGAGAGGUCAUACAUUGUUGCAGGAGGAGCUAAUGAUACACUUCAUUGUCCAUCUGUAUCAUAUUUAAGCAAAAUAAUUGAAGGCACAGAGGUGGUCCAGGAAAUUCACAGCAAACAAAAGGUUGGCCUCGCAGAAGAUACACCUCGUAGGGGGCCUGAAUCUUUGCCAGUAGGACACCAUGAUAUUAUCACAGACAUUGCUACUUUCCAGACUACGCAAGGAUUUAUUGUGACAGCAUCAAGAGAUGGAAUUGUAAAGGUGUGGAAGUAAAUGUCAUCAAUGUCAUAUAUGGAAUUUGUCAUUGCACUAAAUGGAGCAGUCCAGCUACAUUUUUAUCCUCCAUUUGUUUUUCAAACACAGACAAGGAAAUGUGGCCAUUACUACCAUCUACCGCCUGCAGAUCUUUAACAUUCAUAGCUGAAAAUAUUUAUAAGCUCUUCUGUGGAAACUGUUCCAUUAAAGCCAUGAAUCAUGAGAGAACGUUGUAAAUGUUGAUGCAUAAUGAACAACUGCAAUGCCUCCCAGCAUGGAGAGUGUGGAUUGUCAAAAUGGUUUUAUAUAAACAUUUAAAAUAAACCCACACUCAGAGACUGCCAUUGCAAGCUAAUUUUAGUAUUGUCAGCUUUGUUUCUGUCUAUGUUUUUUUUUUGUUUGUUUGUUUUUUAAUUAAUGGCAGAACUCAAUGAAAGGAGCUAUUCUGUCAUUUAUGUGUGUUAAUGUUAUGAAAACAGAACUUACUGACAGAAAACACUGUGCAAAUGAAGCGUUUAGUCUGCGUGGCAACACCUUAAAUGCUGCAUGCUUUACAAAUCACUUUAAACAUUGGCAGUUAUGCUUCUUCUCAUGCAUCAGUUUGUAACUAAAUUUACUAGAAGAUAUACUCUAUUGCACUGUACACUUUGUCAUACAGAGCCCAUUUUUUAUUUCUUCAUGGUUGGGUAUGUCUUUCUCACCCAGUUAUUUGCCAUUUUCUGUAAAGUCAUGUUUUCAGGCAUGUAAUCAUGACCUUUGGCAAAUGCUGCAGUCACAUUAUACUUCAGCCGAGUGGCUGCCUCCUGUUCUUGCUUCAAGAAGGUUUCCAUCACAAACAGCUGUGCUUUGUUGCCACUUGGUCUUCGGUAUUUCAUCAAGCAUUAUGACCUCAACUGCAACUCAGUGAGGGAAAGGUUAGACUCCGUUUGAGAAGUUACUACUCCAGACCCUAGCUGUCUGCGUUCUGUGCUUGUGUGAUAUUGCCUCCUUUCACCAUGGUUAUUAUUAUUUGGGGAUUCACCUCAAACAAGGACCCAUCAAGGAGGUCUUUUACCUUAGGUACUUGUAAAUGUGUUUCUUGUCAACAGCUUCUGCUGUAGGAUUUCCAUGUAAAUUGGGUAAGUGAACAAUUUAUAUUAAUUGUUUAGUAAUGUACUGUCAAGCCUGCAUUAUUAAUUCUUUAGUAGAAAGAGGCUAACAAGUGGUGGGGCAAAUCGGUGGUUUCUGAGGAUAUGUCUGUAAAGCUGAAUGUUACAUCACAAUCUAUGUUGGUAUGGGCAUGUGGACAUCCCUGAAAGUGGGAUUUUGCAGGAGAUAAUGCUGAAUUGCGAGUGUUGGAAAACUUGUACCCUUAUGUGUCUCUUAUUCCUAUGCUAUUCAUUCAAUAAUGACUAAUAUUUAUUUUCACAUAUACGUAUAACUAAACACCGAAAAUGUGUCUAAAGCACAGUUUUUUUAAAAAGUCACAGACUUCAGUGCUCGUGUUUUCAUUUCUCAUGAUUGUUAAGGUAUUAUAGUAAUGUAUUCUUCAUUGAAAAUAGUAUGUUAAAGUCAUUACACAACUAUUUAUAGCACACUGUACAUUAAAAGAAACAUUCUUUACUGUUA
This is a messenger RNA of Protopterus annectens (West African lungfish), 6036 nucleotides long. It is a transcript of the gene PIK3R4, whose product is annotated as phosphoinositide-3-kinase regulatory subunit 4. The record is from RefSeq and is a predicted model, not a curated record. The transcript is spliced from 20 exons. Gene Ontology annotation, molecular function: protein binding; ATP binding; protein serine/threonine kinase activity. Gene Ontology annotation, cellular component: phosphatidylinositol 3-kinase complex, class III, type II; late endosome; nucleus-vacuole junction. Gene Ontology annotation, biological process: protein phosphorylation; late endosome to vacuole transport; macroautophagy. Bases 349 to 4446 code for a protein of 1365 amino acids. NCBI's taxonomy places the organism in Eukaryota, Metazoa, Chordata, Ceratodontiformes, Protopteridae.